AUGGUCGACACUUCUGCCAGCGGCCAUUCAGCCGCGCGGACCUCGUCGCCAGAACCUCUGGCCGAUGCCGCAGCCGCCCCCUCGACAUCGACCGCGCCUCCGCCCGCCACGGCCAAGAAGCUCAACCGGCAACGCUCCUCGUCGCUCCAGAAGGGCGCUGCCGUGCUGCGAGCCCUCUCGCGCGCAGAGUCCGACUUUGACCGACAGCAGAUCCUCCUCGCACAGGCGUCCGGAUCCGAUCCAGCCGCCGCCACCAUCCCUACGCAGGACGGCUCGGCCAUCGACGACGACGCUGCCGCCAUUGCCGCUGCAGGCGCAGGCGCUUCCAACGGCGCGCCCAACACCGACCCCGCCUCGUCGCUGCGGAAGCGCGGCGCCGCCGCCUCUGCCUCUGCCACGUCGACAUCAUCACCGUCGUCGUCGGGCGACCGGCCCCCCGCCAGCGCCACCUCGGACACCACCGUGCAGCCAGACAGGAAGCGCGACCGCGUCAAGGCGACGGCGCUGCCCACGUCGCAGCCCACGAAAAAGAGCUGGGAGAUCCCGCGCAAGAUCUUCCACUCGUCCAUCGGCGGCCUCGUCCUCUACCUCUACCUCUCCAACACUGACCUCCGCGUCAUCGUGCGCAACCUCUCCUACUUCCUCGGCAUUGUCGUCACCGCCGACGUCAUCCGCCUCAACAAUGCCGACUUCGAGGCGCUCUACGAAAAGGUCCUCGGCUUCCUCAUGCGCGAGUCCGAAAAGGAAAAGGUCAAUGGCGUCGUGUGGUACCUCGUCGGCGUCAUCACCAGCCUUCACUUCUUCCCCGAGGACAUCGCAUGCGUGUCCAUCAUGAUCCUGUCGUGGUGCGACACGGCGGCCUCGACAUUCGGCCGCCUGUUUGGGCGGUACACGCCUCCGCUGCCGUCUCCGCCAUUUGCGCGGCGCAAGUCGACGGCGGGCUUCCUGGCGGCCAUCGUGUCGGGCGCGCUGACGUCGUACCUCUUCUGGUGCACCUCGAUCGCCUCUUCGGGAGAGCGGCCGAACGGCAUCUCGUGGUCCGGCUCCGGGCCAGCGCACCCUGCCGUGUUCGGCACGCUGCGCGCUGGCGGCCUCGCCCCCGGCUCGACGACGGGCUGGAUGGGGUUAGCUCGCGGCUUUUCCGCCCAGAGCGGUGCCGGCCUGCUGCCCUCGUCGGCAGCCGGUGCGGGUGUGGUGGCAGGACAGUACCUGGGCGCCGAGAGCAUCGCGGCCGGUAAACUCGGCACCGACGCCGUCCUGCCCUCGCUCUCGUCAACGACGGCGGCGGCGGGCGAUGUGCCGGGCAUGCCGUGGUGGAUGCUGACCCUGGGCAGCGGCAUCGUCGCUGGCGUCGCAGAGGGCCUCGAGCUCGGAGGCGUCGACGACAACCUCUCGCUCCCCAUCCUCUCUGCCACGGGCAUCUGGGCCAUGCUCUUUACCUGGGGCAAGGUGGCGAGUCUGUGGAGGUAG
Pseudozyma flocculosa PF-1 is the source of this 1470-nucleotide messenger RNA. RefSeq lists its product as uncharacterized. The transcript is spliced from 3 exons. The record is from RefSeq and is a predicted model, not a curated record. Gene Ontology annotation, molecular function: ATP-dependent diacylglycerol kinase activity. Gene Ontology annotation, biological process: phosphatidic acid biosynthetic process. NCBI's taxonomy places the organism in Eukaryota, Fungi, Basidiomycota, Ustilaginomycetes, Ustilaginales, Ustilaginaceae. Bases 1 to 1470 code for a protein of 489 amino acids. Gene Ontology annotation, cellular component: endoplasmic reticulum membrane.